Molecule: messenger RNA, 1453 nt
Organism: Nestor notabilis (Kea)
Lineage: Eukaryota; Metazoa; Chordata; Aves; Psittaciformes; Psittacidae
Gene: CALCRL
Product: calcitonin receptor-like
Exons: 12
Coding region: 1-1404 (467 amino acids)
Biological process (GO): angiogenesis; adenylate cyclase-activating G protein-coupled receptor signaling pathway; cell surface receptor signaling pathway
Cellular component (GO): plasma membrane
Molecular function (GO): calcitonin receptor activity; calcitonin gene-related peptide receptor activity; adrenomedullin receptor activity
Source: RefSeq, a predicted model, not a curated record
AUGGCAAAAAACUGGAUCACAUUUUUGCUGCUGUUCUUAUCAGUUACUAUGUUUUUUGCCACUGCUAUACCAUCUGAAGGGCAUCAGAAUAUGACAGAGGACUUCUCUCAGCUGAGUGUUACACGGAAUAAGAUUAUGACAGCACAAUAUGAAUGCUACCAGAAAAUUAUGCAAGAUCCUAUUCACAGGAAAGAAGGUCCUUAUUGUAAUAGGACAUGGGAUGGCUGGUUGUGUUGGAGUGAUGUUGCUGCUGGAACUGUGUCAGUACAGCGUUGUCCUGACUACUUUCAGGAUUUCAACCCAUCAGAAAAGGUUACGAAGAUCUGUGAUCCAAGUGGGAAUUGGUUUAGACACCCAGAAAGCAACAGGACAUGGACAAACUAUACCCAGUGUAAUAUCUAUACACAUGAAAAAGUGAAGACUGCUCUGAACUUGUAUUACUUGGCCAUCAUUGGACAUGGUCUUUCAAUUACAUCACUUCUGAUUUCUCUUGGCAUAUUCUUUUAUUUUAAGAGCCUGAGUUGCCAAAGGAUUACCCUGCACAAAAAUCUAUUUUUCUCUUUUGUUUGCAACUCAGUUGUAACAAUAAUUUCACUGACUGCAGUUGCCAACAAUCAGGAAUUGGUUGCAACUAAUCCACUUAGCUGCAAAGUGUCACAGUUCAUCUACCUGUACCUAAUGGGUUGCAACUACUUUUGGAUGCUGUGUGAAGGCAUUUACCUGCACACUCUCAUUGUGGUGGCUGUUUUUGCUGAGAAACAACACUUGAUGUGGUAUUACCUUCUUGGCUGGGGUUUUCCACUGAUCCCUGCCUGCAUACAUGCUGUUGCUAGAAGCUUAUAUUAUAACGACAAUUGCUGGAUCAGCUCUGAUACUCAUCUGCUGUACAUCAUCCAUGGCCCUAUUUGUGCUGCUCUGCUGGUGAAUCUUUUCUUCUUGCUAAAUAUCGUUCGUGUUCUCAUAACAAAGCUGAAAGACACCCACAAAGCAGAAUCCAACCUGUACAUGAAAGCAGUGAGAGCUACCCUGAUCCUUGUCCCGCUGCUUGGCAUUGAGUUUGUCCUGUUUCCAUGGCGACCAGAAGGCCGGAUUGCUGAGGAAGUCUAUGACUACGUGAUGCACAUCCUCAUGCAUUAUCAGGGUCUACUGGUGGCUACAAUCUUCUGCUUCUUUAAUGGAGAGGUCCAAGCUGUUUUGAGAAGACACUGGAAUCAGUACAAAAUCCAGUUUGAGCACAGCUUUAGCCACUCAGAUGCCAUGCGCACCGCUUCCUACACCGUAUCGUCCAUCAGCGAUGUUCAAGGCUACAGCUACAAUCACGACUGUGCUAGUGAACAUUUAAAUGGGAAGGGCUACCAUGACAUGGAGAGUGUUGUUUUAAAAACCGAAAAGCUGUAUGGUUGACUACCAAAGGCUUGGCCUAUGCCACUGUGCUUAUCCUCCUGAACUCCAA